This is a messenger RNA of Salvelinus fontinalis (brook trout), 3746 nucleotides long. It is a transcript of the gene rad51b, whose product is annotated as RAD51 paralog B. The record is from RefSeq and is a predicted model, not a curated record. Gene Ontology annotation, molecular function: ATP-dependent DNA damage sensor activity; DNA binding; ATP hydrolysis activity. The coding region runs from base 314 to 1453 and encodes 379 amino acids. The transcript is spliced from 10 exons. Gene Ontology annotation, biological process: double-strand break repair via homologous recombination. NCBI's taxonomy places the organism in Eukaryota, Metazoa, Chordata, Actinopteri, Salmoniformes, Salmonidae. Gene Ontology annotation, cellular component: Rad51B-Rad51C-Rad51D-XRCC2 complex.
GAAGAAGCAGAAAUGGGGGUAUUUUUUAUGCCACACUGCUGUCAAGGUAACAGAACUCAUGUAGCUAGCUAGCAGGGCAGUGAAAUAAAUUUAAUUAUGUUGCAAAACGUGGAAUUUCUUAUAUUUUAGCCAUAAUUUGCUUGCUAGAGCAAAUAGCUUCUAGCGUUUGCCACUUGCGGAGCGAACUUUCGUUGUUGCUGAAGUUAGCUAACUAGCUAACAUAACAAGUGUCACAGACAAAAGGGAAAACCAGUAUCUUUGAGUUUCUCAUUUUGUAAAAAUAAUAUACGUUUUACGUAUUAACUAGUUAACUAUGGCAAGUAAAAAGCUCAGAAGAACAGGUGUGUCACUCGAAGUAUGCGAACGACUCAAGCGCCACCAAAUUGAAACUUGCCAGGACCUGCUGUCCCUCACACCUCUAGAGGUGAUGCGCCUCGCGGGGCAGAGUUACCAGCAGGUGUUGAUGCUGCUGCAAUCAGUCAGCCAGGCCUGUGCUCCCUCAAUGACCACCGCAUUGGAGGUGUGGAAGCAGAGGGCUGACCUGUUUUUCUCCACAUCCCUACCUGCCCUGGACAGACUGCUUCAGGGAGGGCUACCACGGGGGACACUCACAGAGGUGACUGGCCCCUCAGGUUGUGGGAAGAGCCAGGUGUGUAUGAUGCUCAGUGUGCUGGCCACUCUGCCAAAGUACAUGGGUGGCCUCGACAGCGGAGUCAUCUACAUAGAUACGGAGUCUGCUUUCUCAGCAGAGAGGUUAGUGGAGAUUGCUCAGAGCAGGUUUCCAGACUACUUCUGUGAGAAGGAGCGUGUGUUGGAGAUGGCUGGACGUGUCCACCUUUUUCGGGAGCUCACGUGUCAGGAUGUCCUGGACAGACUGGAGAGGCUGGAGGAGGACAUCAUCUCCUCCAAGGCUGGGUUGGUGAUUCUUGACUCGGUGGCCUCAGUGGUGAGGAAGGAGUAUGACACAAGACUGCCUGGGAACCUCACUCACCGCAGCAACCUGCUGGGCCAGGAGGCUGCCACCCUCAAAUACCUGGCUCAGGCCUUUCACAUCCCUGUGGUCUUGACCAACCAGAUCACGACGCAUGUGGGCGAUCGAGGAGAGAGAGGCGCUGCGUCAUUCAGGGGAGCAUCUGAUGAGAGGGAUUCUGGGUAUGUGACGGCGGCGCUGGGGAACACAUGGAGUCAUAGCGUCAACACCCGCCUCAUUGUCCAGUAUGUAGAUGCACACCAAAGACAGAUUGUGAUAGCGAAGUCACCUGUGGCCCCGUUUGCUGUUCUAAACUACACCGUCCAGAAGGAGGGCAUCCGUCUAGAGGGAAAUGAUGAUAACCAGGAAAUGUUGCAUCAAGGCACAGACCCGGGCCUCCAGCCGAUCAGAGUGCGGACAGGAUUCAACUACAACCUGACACAAGCCAAUCCUGCUGCUGUUGGCCCCCUGAAGCGUCUUUGACUCUGGGAACUGUGUGUGUGUGUGUGUGUGUGUGUGUGUGUGUGUGUGUGUGUGUGUGUGUGUGUGUGUGUGUGUGUGUGUGUGUGUGUGUGUGUGUGUGUGUGUGUGUGUGUGUGUGUGUGCGUGUCAGGGCUCUACAAUGCUACCAUUUUGGUGCUAAAUAGUGCUAAAUAUUUUUUCUGUGCUACCAGGAAUUUUAAUUUGGGAAUACCAGUGCCCAUAGAAAACAAAUCACCCAGGUAAUAAUGUUUGUAAUGAUUUCUCCGCAGCCUCAGUAGUAUGCAAACAUGGUGGCACAGAAAGAAAGGAAAAUAGCUUUUUUAGGAGAUGAGGAUUCGUAUAGACCCAAUGUAUAUGGAACACUGUUUGGGUCUUUGCGUGUCAAAAAAGACAAGUCGAAUAACAUUAUUUGACAUAUCAAACAAUGCUAUUUGACACAUCAAAUAGGCUUGUUGACCAAUCAGGACCAUAAUAAUUUAACAUGUUCAGUAAUGUUUUACGUAGUUAUUACACAUUGAUUACACAAUCACUGCUGGACAUAAAAAAGCUAGCGAGCUGAUGGAUGCAAACAAUGUUCUUCCCCAAAAACAUAGCAAAACGACAUCUGUUUCAGUAGCUAUAGUUAACCAGAUAACUAUCUAGCUAGGUGGUGUCAUCUAAAAUACUUCUAAUUUAUAAGACAGUUAUUUGAUUAAUGGUGGUUGGACCCACCUAUGUGAAGCUAGCCACAAUAAGGUUUAGUGGAAUUGGCAGUAGUGGAGUAGUGGCAAUAGUGGAAUUGGCAGUUUGCCUUCAAAAAUAAAAUUGUAUUUGUCACAUGCGCCAAAUAGAACAGGUGUAGACCUUACAGUGAAAUGCUUACUUACAAGCCCUUAACCAACAAUGCUUUAAGGAGUUAAGAAAAACGUGUCAAAUAGAAAAAAAAGAAAAGCACCUUUUUUUUUGUCCAUUAAAAUAACAUCAAAUUGAUCAGAAAUACAGUGUAGACAUUGUUAAUGUUAUAAAUGACUAUUGUAGCUGGAAACGGAUGAUUUCUAAUGAAAUAUCUACAUAGGCGUACAGAGUCCCAUUAUCAGCAACCAUCACUCCUGUGUUCCAAUGGCACGUUGUGUUAGCUAAUCCAAGUUAAUCAUUUUAAAAAGCUAAUUGAUCAUUAGAAAACCAUUUUGCUAUGAUGUUAGCACAUCUUGUUCUGGUUAAAGAAGCAAUAAAACUGGCCUUCUUUUGAGUAUCUGGAGCAUCAGCAUUUGUGGGUUCGAUUACAGGCUCAAAAUGGCCAGAAACAAAGCACUUUCUUCAGAAACUCGUUAGCCUUCAUUUCUCAGAACAAGAAUAGACUAUUCCAUGCGAGAAAUUGCCAGGAAAUUGAAGAUCUUGUACACCGCUAAAGCUAGCUAGUUACCCCAGAAGUUGCUGAUAACAUCUGUAUCAAAGAUAUUUGCAAACAUUUUUGAUCCUGCUCACUUGAUCUAAUUUCAAAUGCUCACAGACGUUUUCCCAUUCGGUGGAACAAAUAAUUCCUUAUUACCAACGCAGUAUUGUACAACUUUGACUGUGAUCAUAAUGGUGGCUCUUGGCUUGCACGUGCAAAUUCAGCACACACAGCAUUCUACAAUAGAAUUGUAUUAUUUGACAUGUCAUAUUAAAAGCUUAUUUGACCAGGCAAAUAGUUUUUUUUUUUUUUUACAUGCAAAUAAACAAACGCCAUUCCAUAAAUGUAGGCUAUAUUUUGUAAUUGCUGGCAAUUCUUCUCAUUAAAAGGGGCAAUCUGCAGUUACUACAUCCAUUUUUUUAAACUUAUAAAUUAAUAAUGUAAACCCAUUGAUUCUUGAGGAGUAUAACUUAUAAAUGCCCCAUGAGCUUAGCAGACAAAAUAUGAGCUUGUUUUUCCCAAAGUAAAUUGAAACAAAGACUGUAUAGUCUCGAAACAAAAAAUGAAAGUUUUGAUAUCAUGGAUUGUUAGUCCUUGCAUCCAUAGCUCUAUCUAUGCGUUUGAAUGUGGUUACAUUUCUCCAGCCCCAUCCCGCAACCUUUUACAGAAACAGGCCUUUUAUCAUUUCAACUGCGGAUUGCCUCUUUAAUAUUUGUCAUUGUGCUCCUACAUUUUUCAGCUUAGGACCACAUGUGCUCCUUGUUAAAACUGUUAGAGUCCUGUGUGUUUGAAUUUGUGUGUGCAUGUCUGCUCACAGUAUGUGUGUUUGUCUGUGUUUGUGACUUAGCAUUCCCCUUGUUCUCAAAAUGUUCUCAAAAUACCAUGUACAAUACUGUAUAUUAAAAUAACACACUUCACCAA